GAUGUUGGCAACUACUCCUCCAAAGCAGGCUCCAAGGAGUUUUCGGCUCUCGAGUGAAUUUUGACAUACUCUCUAUUGUAUACUACAAUCAUACCACUUUUAGCAGGUUCGAAACCAUUUAUUCCUGAGUGACGAAGAAUCUUUCAGAUCACUGAAAAACUUGCGACCGAGACGUAAAAAUAGGAUUAGGUCCCAGCGCUCUUACAACAUUCAAGAUGGCGGCUGGAGGGCCGAUCUCCGAUGCUGUGAUUGCGGCAAUGAGCACAGAACAUGGUGUAUGGCCCGACAAUGUGGAGCUUUAUGAACCCUGCAAAGAUAAUAUUCUUCUAACAGAUGCUGCAAAUUGCAGAGGUAUAGAGGCAUACCUUAGAUUUUGUGGAUUGGCCCAUGAAGUUAAGAGCAGAAGGAAUGCUGAGUUUAUGUCUCCAACAGGCAAUGUUCCAUUUUUGAGAGCAGACAGAGAUUUGAUUGGUGAUUUUCAAGGAAUAGUUUCAUUUGUUGAGGC
This is a messenger RNA of Stylophora pistillata, 505 nucleotides long. Its product is annotated as metaxin-2. NCBI's taxonomy places the organism in Eukaryota, Metazoa, Cnidaria, Anthozoa, Scleractinia, Pocilloporidae. The record is from RefSeq and is a predicted model, not a curated record. Gene Ontology annotation, biological process: mitochondrion organization. Gene Ontology annotation, cellular component: cytoplasm; SAM complex.